GCCCCCCCCCCCCGGGGGCCGCGCCGGGGGGGGGCCGCCCCCUCCCAUUCCCCCCCCCCCCCCCCGGCGCCCAUGGAGCACCAGUCCAUCAUCGCCCAGGUUAGCAGGGAGGAGGGGAGCGCCCCGCUGCAGGAGAAAGGUACCCAGGCCCCCGCCAAGAAGCCGCGGAGCCGCAGCAUCCUCCAGUCCCUCUUCUGCUGCCUGUGCCGCGAUGAGGGGGAGCCCUGCGCCGGCACCACCAGCGCCCCGCUGCUGGUGGAGGAGAACGGGGCCCUGCCCAAGGCUGCCGUCAAACACCUCCUGCCCGAGAUCAAGCCGCAGGACGCCAGCAAGCUGUGCGUGGUCAUCGACCUGGAUGAGACGUUGGUGCACAGCUCCUUCAAGCCGGUGAACAACGCCGACUUCAUCAUUCCCGUGGAAAUCGAUGGCAUCAUGCACCAGGUGUAUGUGCUCAAGCGGCCACACGUGGACGAGUUCCUGCAGCGCAUGGGUGAGCUCUUCGAGUGCGUGCUCUUCACCGCCAGCCUGGCCAAGUACGCGGACCCUGUGGCCGACCUGCUGGAUAAAUGGGGGGCUUUCCGGGCACGGCUUUUCCGGGAAUCCUGCGUCUUCCAUCGCGGCAACUACGUGAAGGACCUGAGCCGCCUGGGCCGCGACCUGCGCCGCAUCAUCAUUGUGGACAACUCGCCCGCAUCCUACAUCUUCCACCCUGAUAACGCCGUGCCGGUGGCCUCCUGGUUCGAUAACAUGGCGGACACGGAGCUGCUGGACCUGCUGCCCUUCUUCGAGAGGCUCAGCAAGGUGGAGGACGUGUACGCAGUGCUCAAGAAGCAGCGGACUAACAGCUAGUGGCCCCCCCACCCCGCCGGGUGCUGCCAAGGGGCACCGCCGUGGCAGCCGGGUGCCUUAUUUUAGGCGGGGGGGUGUGUCCCAGUGUGCACCCCCCCCCAUCGUCCUCCCCAGCCCCGGUGGGCGCGGGUGCCCUCCCUGCCUGCUGGUGGUGGGAGAUGCGGGUGCCCCCGACGGGGAGCUGGGUGUCCCCCUUCCCACGGAGGAGAGGGGGGCCGUGGGUGACCCGCUGCCUUGCUGUGCUGGGGACCUGUUGGGGGGGAUCCCGUCCUCCCCCGCUGUCCCGCCCCCCCUCAACCUGCGUGCCCCCUCCCCGAAACGGUUCUCAGGUCCUUUUCCCCUCUGUGUCCCCCCGAGUGGGGAGGGGGGGGGGUCAGCAGCUGCUGCUUUCCACUGCCUUUGGGGGGGACUACACCCCCCCCAACUGGGCUCUGCCUGCUGGGGGGGCUGGCGGCCCUCAGCCCCAAUCUGCAGGGGCUACGGGACAGGUUAACCCCUUGCCACCCCCUGAAAAAUGGGGGAGUCUUAUUGGCCUUGGUGCAUAGGGCCAACACCCUACCCUUAACUCUGCCCUUGGUGCAGCUGAUCACCUCGGGGGGGGGGCACGUCCCUACCCCCCCCCCGUGCCUUCUGCUGCCCCCCGCCUAGGGGGUGUGUUUUGGGGGGCAGCCCGGCCUCAGGGCUGAGCCCCCGGCCGCAAAUGCCCCCCACGUGCCUUGGGACGUCACGUCUCCAUGUCGCCCCCAGCCCUGCAAGGGGUGUGCCUGGGGGGCUCUUAACUCACCCCCUCCAACCUCAGUUUCUUCCUGUGGGGGGGGGGGUCUGGUUGCCUCCGCCCUCAUUCCCAGUUACACUGUGUUAGUGGGAGCCACUCCAGUCACCAGGAGGGGGGUCCCCUCUCUUGCCAGGGGGCCCACACAUCCCCUCCCCAUCCCUCCGCAGCUUCACCAAAGGCUGCGACUCCCAGGGGGGAGGGACCCCCAUACCAGCCUUAGUGUGCCCCCCCUAGCUUUACUCCAGCCCCAGCCCCCCAGCUGGGGCAGGGGUGGGGUGCACUGCAGAGCCCCCCUCCCUGCAGCUUGGGGGUUACCCUGACCCCCGUGGGGUUGGGCUCGUGCCAGGGUGUCCCCCAGCCUUGAGGGGCUGGGGGCUCUCAGGGAGGGGUUUUGGGGGGGGGGGGGGGGAGGCUGAGCUCAGCCAGGCCUUUUUUAGCAUCGCAAUAUGGACAAUGUCUCAUAUCUUUUUAGGGGGAAAAGCAACGGUUUCCCAAAAAAUCAUGGGUGCCUUUUUACCGCUGUGCCAGGGAAGGGGGGGCAGUAUCUGCGGGGGGGGGGGGGGAAUGCGAGGGGUUUUAGCUCUCCGGUGCUGCCCAGCUGGCUCCUGCUGGCGCUCCCCUUCUCCCAGCACUGGGUGCCGGGGGCAGGCAGGGGUCCCCCCAGGCCUGCCCGCACCCUGCCUCCAGCCCCUGCCCCACGGCGGGGGGGUGGGAUGGGGGAUGCUGUGGCACACCCACCCCCCCGGGACCCCUGCCUGCCCCGGGCCUGAUCCUGCCCCUCCAGGAGGGUUGAACUCAGCACUUUAUAUUAGACAAGUCAAACGGCACCAGCAAAGCCCACUGCCCAGCAAGCACCCAUGGGUGCUGCAGCACCCAAGGAGCACAGACCCCAUGCUGGGCACCCUUGGGGGGUCCGGGGGGGGUCCGGAGGCAGCACUGGGGGGACUGGGGAGGGCUGGGGGACCAGAUCCAAGUGCCUUCAUGUGAUUAAAGCUGUCAAACCAU
Aquila chrysaetos chrysaetos is the source of this 2629-nucleotide messenger RNA. RefSeq names its product CTD small phosphatase 1 (gene CTDSP1). The transcript is spliced from 7 exons. NCBI's taxonomy places the organism in Eukaryota, Metazoa, Chordata, Aves, Accipitriformes, Accipitridae. Gene Ontology annotation, molecular function: RNA polymerase II CTD heptapeptide repeat phosphatase activity. The record is from RefSeq and is a predicted model, not a curated record. Bases 73 to 849 code for a protein of 258 amino acids.